AUGGAAGCUCACAUUAUUCUUUCACUAUUCAGCUUCGUGUCCAUGUCAUCAGCGUUCUAUUUCCAUGUAGCAGAAAGAGAGGAGAAAUGCAUCAUAGAGGAUAUUCCUAGUGAUACCUUGAUCACAGAUCCAGUUUUCAAUAAAGAGCGGAUCCACUUGGAUAUUCGAAUUGGAGAACAUGACCUUGAUGCAGUAAUUGCUCAAGCAAAGGACAAAGUUAAUGAAGUUAACUACAAACUGGAACAUCUGACAGAGCAAAUUGAGCAAAUCAUCAAAGAACAGAACUAUCAAAGGGAACGUGAAGAAAAUUUCCGAAUGACCAGUGAAGAUACAAACAGCAAUGUUUUAUGGUGGGCUCUUGCUCAGAUGUUAAUCCUUAUCUUGGUUGGAAUUUUCCAAAUGAAGUCCCUUAAAGAUUUCUUUAUAGCUAAAAAGCUGGUUUGA
This is a messenger RNA of Gracilinanus agilis (Agile Gracile Mouse Opossum), 444 nucleotides long. RefSeq names its product transmembrane emp24 domain-containing protein 11-like. Gene Ontology annotation, biological process: endoplasmic reticulum to Golgi vesicle-mediated transport; intracellular protein transport; Golgi organization. The record is from RefSeq and is a predicted model, not a curated record. The transcript is spliced from 4 exons. Gene Ontology annotation, cellular component: Golgi apparatus; endoplasmic reticulum; COPII-coated ER to Golgi transport vesicle. Bases 1 to 444 code for a protein of 147 amino acids. Lineage: Eukaryota; Metazoa; Chordata; Mammalia; Didelphimorphia; Didelphidae.